UUGGCCACGCAAUAACCUCCGGACUGUUGACGAACAAGGAACACUUGCCAUGGACAACGGACCGACGGAUGCCACGCCCACUGCCGCCGCCUUCCGGCUGAUUCUGCUUAGCAAAUCGAAUCCCGUGAUGGGCUGCUACAUGUUCUGGACCAGUCUGCUCGUGCUGAAGAUGCUCGUUAUGUCGCUACUCACCGCCCGCCAGCGCAUGAAGACCAAGACCUAUGCCAACCCAGAGGAUUUACGCCUCAGUCGGAGUCCGGAGGUUCGGUUCGGGGAUCCCAAUGUGGAGCGAGUGCGUCGUGCCCAUCGCAAUGACCUAGAGAACAUUUUGCCCUUUCUUCUGAUGUCGCUGGCCUAUGUGGCCAGCGGACCGAAUCCCCUUACCGCCCGUCUGCUCAUCCGGAUCGGUGCAAGUGCCCGGCUUCUCCACACGGUGGUCUACGCCAUCAUCCCGGUUCCGCAGCCAGCAAGAGCCCUGGCCUUCUUCACCACCUUCGCCAUCACCUGCUUCGAGGCGGGCUACGUGCUCGUCUGCUGUAUCAAGUACAUUUAGACUACUGCUGACCCCACUUUGCCAACUAACUACUCCUCACCCACUCGCAUUCAUAGCACCAGUAAUUUCAAGGUACUGAUAUGGGUGCUCAUUUUUAGUGAAAACUUAUGGUUUAUACAUUUAGAUGCUUUAAUUUAGCAGCAUUUGUCCUAACUUUGAAGUAUAAGUCACCUAUAAUUGGUAUAAUUGGUUGGUACGUUAAAGAAUAUAUAGGUAAUGCAAUUGGUUAACAAAAUUUUGAUAUAGAUUAUAUACACUAAAUUAAAACUUAUUAAAAACAUACUUUUGUCAAGUCCCACGUAAUAAUAAUCAUUCAACAUCAAGGUUUAAACAAAAAAAAAUUCAGAGGGAAAAUAAUCAAAUUUGCAUUAGUUUUAUAAGUAAUAUUUAGUUUAUAAUACAUUUUUUUGCAUACACAUAUGU
Molecule: messenger RNA, 976 nt
Organism: Drosophila sechellia
Lineage: Eukaryota; Metazoa; Arthropoda; Insecta; Diptera; Drosophilidae
Product: microsomal glutathione S-transferase 1
Exons: 2
Coding region: 50-553 (167 amino acids)
Cellular component (GO): membrane
Source: RefSeq, a predicted model, not a curated record